GGCGAUUCUGUGUGACGUCACGAGGCCGGCCGUGACGAGCCGGCGGCGCUGGGAGCGGGCCGGGACCGCGCUCGCCGCCCGCCCCUCGCACUACGGGUCGCGGCUGGGGCCGCCCCGGUGGCGGGGACGCGGCCGCCCCCGGCCCCGCCCUCGCCUCGCCGCUCCGGCCCAAGAUGGCGGCGCUGAGCAGCGGCGGCAGCGCCGAGGGGGCCUCGCUCUUCAACGGGGACAUGGAGCCCGAGCCGCCCGCGCUCGGCGCCGGCUACGCGGGAGGCGGCAGCGGCGACCCGGCCAUCCCGGAGGAGGUUUGGAACAUCAAACAGAUGAUUAAAUUGACACAAGAACAUAUAGAAGCACUGCUAGACAAAUUUGGAGGAGAGCAUAACCCACCUUCAAUAUAUUUAGAGGCCUAUGAAGAGUACACCAGCAAGCUUGAUGCUCUACAGCAGAGAGAACAGCAGUUACUGGAAUCCAUGGGGAAUGGAACUGAUUUCUCUGUUUCCAGUUCAGCUUCAACAGACACAGUUGCAUCAUCUUCCUCCUCUAGCCUCUCUGUAGCACCUUCAUCCCUUUCAGUGUAUCAAAACCCUGCUGAUAUGUCACGGAAUAACCCUAAGUCUCCACAGAAGCCCAUCGUUAGAGUCUUCCUGCCCAACAAGCAAAGGACUGUGGUUCCAGCAAGAUGUGGAGUGACAGUGCGAGACAGCCUAAAAAAAGCGCUGAUGAUGAGAGGUCUUAUUCCAGAAUGCUGUGCUGUUUACAGAAUACAAGAUGGAGAGAAGAAGCCGAUUGGCUGGGACACAGACAUUUCCUGGCUCACAGGAGAGGAGUUGCAUGUGGAAGUUUUGGAGAAUGUGCCACUCACAACACACAAUUUCGUACGGAAAACGUUCUUCACGUUAGCAUUCUGCGAUUUCUGUCGGAAGCUGCUUUUCCAGGGGUUCCGCUGCCAGACUUGUGGCUACAAAUUUCACCAGCGCUGUAGCACAGAAGUGCCACUGAUGUGUGUUAAUUAUGACCAACUUGAUUUGCUGUUUGUCUCCAAGUUCUUUGAACAUCACCCCAUACCACCGGAGGAGGCCUCCUUAGGAGAGACCACCCCAGCAUCUGGAUCAUACCCCUCAGUGCCCCCCUCAGAUUCAGUUGGACCACCAAUUCUCCCUAGUCCUUCUCCUUCAAAAUCCAUUCCAAUCCCACAGCCCCUCCGACCAGCAGAUGAAGACCAUCGGAAUCAAUUUGGGCAACGCGACCGAUCCUCUUCAGCUCCCAAUGUUCACAUCAAUACAAUCGAGCCAGUCAAUAUUGAUGACUUGAUUAGAGACCAGAGUUUACGAGGAGAGGGAGGCUCAGCUGCAGGCUUGUCUGCAACACCUCCUGCUUCUUUGCCCGGGUCACUAACCAAUGUGAAAGCGUUACAGAAAUCACCAGGACCCCAACGGGAAAGGAAAUCAUCCUCAUCCUCAGAAGACAGAAAUCGAAUGAAAACUCUUGGUCGACGGGAUUCAAGUGAUGAUUGGGAGAUACCAGAUGGACAGAUCACAGUUGGACAAAGGAUAGGGUCUGGAUCAUUUGGAACAGUCUACAAAGGAAAGUGGCAUGGUGAUGUGGCAGUGAAAAUGUUGAAUGUUACGGCACCCACACCUCAACAGUUACAGGCUUUCAAAAAUGAAGUAGGAGUGCUCAGGAAAACACGACAUGUGAAUAUCUUGCUUUUCAUGGGUUAUUCAACAAAACCCCAGUUGGCUAUUGUUACACAGUGGUGUGAAGGGUCCAGUUUGUAUCACCAUCUACACAUCAUUGAGACCAAAUUUGAAAUGAUCAAACUAAUUGAUAUUGCACGACAGACUGCACAAGGCAUGGAUUAUUUGCAUGCCAAGUCAAUCAUCCACAGAGACCUCAAGAGUAAUAAUAUUUUUCUUCAUGAAGACCUCACAGUAAAAAUAGGUGAUUUUGGUCUAGCUACAGUGAAAUCACGAUGGAGUGGAUCCCAACAGUUUGAACAGUUGUCUGGUUCCAUUCUAUGGAUGGCACCAGAAGUUAUUCGGAUGCAAGAUAAAAACCCAUAUAGUUUUCAGUCAGAUGUGUAUGCAUUUGGGAUUGUUCUCUAUGAAUUGAUGACUGGACAAUUGCCAUACUCCAACAUCAACAACAGGGACCAGAUAAUUUUCAUGGUGGGACGAGGAUACCUAUCUCCAGACCUCAGCAAAGUACGGAGCAACUGUCCCAAAGCUAUGAAGAGACUAAUGGCAGAAUGCUUAAAAAAGAAAAGAGAUGAGAGACCCCUUUUUCCACAGAUUCUUGCCUCCAUUGAGCUUCUGGCCCGGUCAUUGCCAAAAAUUCACCGCAGUGCAUCUGAGCCCUCGUUGAACCGGGCUGGCUUCCAGACAGAGGAUUUUAGUCUAUAUGCUUGUGCUUCUCCAAAAACACCCAUCCAAGCAGGGGGAUACGGAGAAUUUGCAGCGUUCAAGUAGCCACAGCACCACGGCAGCACCCACUCUGUUAUUUAAGUCUUGUGUUCCUACAGUUUCUUAACAUCAGAACCCCAUUCUGCUCCACAAAACCUAAAGUAAUUUAGAAAAGAUAUCCAUAGGCUUAAAUUGGAGCAGAAUGGAACCACCAGUCCAACACAAUGGGAAAAAGUACCUUUUUGGGAACCAGAGUCCUCUGCUGCCAGUGUUUCUCCUUCAACACAAACCACCACGUGCAUUCGGAGACCUGCAGUGGCUGCCUGUGCCGUUGGCAUCACUCCCAGCAGAGAGGAGAGGGCGCUCAUGGUGUGCCUGUGGUGCUCGGGCGCGAGGGGAUGGAGCUGCUGCUGCUGACCUUAGGAGACUUGCUUUGGAUGGGCUGCCGGCCGCCUUUCUCCCUCUAACAGCGUAACCAUCAGAGGCUGAAUGUCUGAUGAGUGCUAAUUUCAAAGAAUCAUUUUCCAUUCUGAUCCUUUUUUUUUCCUGGUGUACUUACUGAUUUACGGACAACGCAGUAUCCCCUUUUCGCUGUAUUACAGUGUCAAACACCUCAAUCUGUCUGUAUUGCUGGGGUUUAUUCCUUUAAAAUUAAAAGUGUGGGGCAGUGGGAGCUGGAGAUGUUAUUCUGAAGGCAGAGAGGUUCAUCUGAAGGAAAAGGGGAUGCUGCCACACCUUUUUUUCAGAUUUACUUUACCACUUCUUAAAAAGAACAAGCAACAACCACCAUCCUUAACCUUUUUCCUUUUCCAGUAUUUCCUUGGCGUGUGCAUACACAGCAUCUUUUUGAAGGAUUAGGUUGAUCCUUCUUUUGUUGGUCCAGCAACAAACUGAAGUUUAAAAAAAAUGUAGCAAGAUUGUCCUCUUUUAUUUUUUUUGUAUCACAUGAUACAAUGUAUUUAUCAAAGAUGCUACUGCAGCAUCUAAAGUCUGUAGACAUCCUGAUACAGACUGUGAAUGGUGUAUGUACCUACUUUAAAAGUUUUAUUUUAAACGAGGGUGCAGGUUAAUGCCAGGUACCUUACCAAUAUGUAAUGUUUUCAUAAAUGAGGAAAAAAGUUCUCAGGUUGAAUUGAAUUCAAAUACAAUCUCCCCCUAGAAUUAGACAUUCCAAAAAUUAUGUUUUGGUACUUUCAAGAGCUUUUUUUAAAGGAUUUUUAUCCUGUUAACUAAACGUCCUCUGAUAAGUGUGUGUGUAAAUGUGUAGCAUCUUGUCCUAACGGCAAGUUGUUAGAUCAAAACAAAACGGUACUUGCUGGAUCCACGCUGACUACUCCUCCUCUCAUUGCUUUCCUCCCUGUCAGCUCUUCCCUUCUGCUUGUCUUUCCCUUCUGUACACUUUGCAAACUAGGACAAAGGUGGCGGUGUCUCCAUUAGAGUGCUUUGUUUUCCUGUCCUCCAGUCCUGGUUUUCAAAUGGUUAGUAGCUUUUUGAAAAGUUACCCAGUCAGGGAAAACAACAACUCAUAGAGUUCUGCACAUCAUUUACCUCUAGUAGAAUAUCUCGUGAUGUGAUCUGCUUGCAGAGUUCUCUGGUAUGUGGUAUUACCUGUAAAUUGUUUGUACAAAGGCAAGGCAGACCACAUUGGAAAGAAACUCAAGCUCAGACAGAAGUUUCCAGAAUUUGAUUCAUAUUAGCCCUGUGCCACUCCAGGUGAGGCAGGAGAACUGACCCCCCUCUAGCAGAGAGGUUCUUGCUGGGAGGAGGGGGGGAGUUUUUAACGAAAUCAUGACAAAUAAAUGAAGGAGUUAAAUGUGUGUGAAUGUGGUGUCCAUGCUAAACAUGGAUAUACCGAGUGAAGGUGCUGUCCUUCCCUCCCUAGGGGAAGGGGACUGUUCCUGUCUGCAGAAGAUUGCUCCCAGAUGAAGGGAGAAAAGCACAUUGGAAGUAGAAGGUGUUUUUAAUACCCUGGAAUUUUGCUGUGUUGCUGGUAGUCUGUUACGUUUGUCAGUAAAUAUUUACUGGGGCUAUAGGGACCUGACUGAUCUGAAGUGGGAAUUAAAACUGAAAUACUGUGUAUUCAUAUUAAUUCCACAAACAUUAGCAAGAUAGCAAUAGUGAAUGACUUAAUAGUCACUACAAGAAUGAAGUGAUUCAUGUUGGUACAUGAACAGAAUUGAUUUUGUGUAUGGGACACAUUUUAAAAAAGAAGGAAAAAAAAAAAAAGCACAAUUUUUUUUCUUGUCUGCUGUGGGUCUUCAGAUGCUGUAAGGUUUUUACCUUAAUGAGGUUGGCAGGAAUUUAAACAGUAGCAAUAGCCACUUUCCAGUGUGGAGAAGCUGAUGCAGAGCAGUGGUAGCAGAUGGUGUAGUUGGAGUGCUCCCUGGUGAUCAUCUGAGGCCCGUACCUGAGAGGUGGAGGGAGCCUGGGGCCAUGGUGGCAGCAGGCAGGUGAGAGCAUUUACCAGAUACAGGCUCCCAGGGGGAAAGGAGUCCCUGCUUCUCCUUUCACCCCAUGAUUGGCUCCAGCCCCUUUAUGGGCUGUGGUCCUAUUUGUACAUGUCAGGGAUACUGAGGUCAAGGUUCUCUCAAAAGAAGCUGUUAACAAAGCAAGUAUGGACAGGUGGUUCAACACUCAUUUGUUUCACACAGCUUGCUAAAAGCUCUUGUUUCCUUCCAUAAAGUCAUGCUGGCAGAAAAUUCUGUUAGGAACUUCAUUCUAUAUUUGCUUAAAAAGAACUUACUUUGGUGAAGAUUCAUUACCCAUUAGUCUACAAUAUGCUUCUUGAGCCCAUAGGAAAAGCACAAGGAAAAUUGCUAUCCUUGUCCAUGCAAAGCACUUUAUAAGUAACACAUGAUCUCUGGGGUUUUUUUUUACUGGGGUUUGUUUGUUUGUAGUUUUGUUUUUCUUUUUUUAUUUCUGGUUUUGGUUGUUUGUUUUUUUUUCCCUGAGGAAUGUGCAAGUUAUUUGGCUGCUGUUUAGAGAAGUCCUUUCAGGAUGCAUUUCUACUGGUUUUCUUGUUUGUUUCCCUCCAGAUAGCUGUAGUAAUGUGUGUUUGUCUGUAAGAGUUCCCAGGUAAUGCUCAUGCAAAACUUUGAAAGAAAUGUAGUUUGUAAAUAAUUGGGAUUAUUUUUGGUUUUAUCUUUUACUUCAGGAGUUUUUCUGGAUGUCUUGCAUGCCAUCAGAACCAGUCUUAAAGAUGCCCUGUAGAUAUUUAGAAUAUGGAGAAUCAAGAAUAGAUGAGAAAGGAGUACUCUCUGUAGCAGUGGGACGAAGGAAGUAAACUGAAAUGACCAAUACAUUCAUGCCUGUUACCCUAAAUUCCUUAAGCUCCUUCAUGGUGUCCCAACCACGGGCACAUGCCAUAGUAUGGAAAUGUGAGUACAUCCUUCAUGUGCACAUGUUGGGACAAACACCUAGAGAGUCAUUCUGCUUCUUUUAGCUCUAUAGUAUCUUGUAUUUCAUAAUCAUUUGCAGAAGUACCAGUAUCCAGUCCCAGCUAUUCAUGUCUCUAUCAACCAGGCACAGACCUUCUCCUCUGCCUUUCCUUUUUCAUACAGGUGACAGAGGUCUGUUACCUGUUAAACCUUCCUGCUCAGUAUGUGAUUGUUUUCUCUGGCAUAUUUGCCAGAACUGCAGCAUUGUGGUGGAGCUCAAACCAAAUGGCAGGGAUAUAGAGGCCAGGUUACUUUGAAAGUAAUUGCUGUGUCAGUUAAGCCCUACAUAGCCCCAGAUACAAUUAGCCCAGUCAUUUCUUUUUUUUUUUUUUUCUAAACUCAUUAGAAAAUUUCAUUUCUAAUCAUUAGAUUAAUCCACUUCUGCUUUUUAUGCUUACCCAAAAUCAGCUUUUCUUGUACUUGAAUGCUCUAGCAGCUGAUAAUGAUGCAGAAUGUUUGAGAACAAAUACAGUCAUUUUACCAUGGUGUCUUAGCAUCACUUGGAUUAGUAUGUGCUCCUUGGAGGCAGAAUUUGGCCUUUGUGACAUAAAAUGAGUGAAGUUCUGAUUGUUGAUAAAUACCAUGUAUUUCCAUAAAUGCCCAGACUGGGGGAAAAGUACCCUGAAAAUCACACAUAAAUAGUUUUUCUUCUGUGUUUGCCUGGGGGUGUAAAUGCAUCCAGCAUUUUACAGAAGGCUGAGGGAAGACAGAUCCCCAGAUACCUCACAAACAAGUACGGAUUGAAGCUUUGAUAUCUGCAGAGUCUAAAUUUAGGGAAGAAGCAUGUAAACAUUUCACGCUUCUGCAGCCUCUAGAAUUCAUUCCCUUCUUGACUGUGAGUGCAGCAUUUGUAGCACCAACUCUUCAUAGUACUGUAGACAUGUCCUCUGUUGAUAAAAUGUAUCACCGGUAGCACAGUGGGACAGGCAAAGCUUCCAGGUACAGUCAAGUUAAAAAGCAGCUGCAUGAGUGGACUCUUAAGGCAUCACUCUGAAGAUGCUGAGUGUUCUGGUUUUCUGUGAUGCAUUUUACGUAGAAGUUUAUGAAACAAACUUUGUUUACUGCAGCCUUGUUACUGUGCAUUUGCACUUGGUGUUUGUUUUGGCAUGCAUUUGAAAGGCCUGUCUUCACUGCUUCAUUACUUCAUACCAACUUCAUGCCCACCAUAUGAUGUUUAGCCAGGGCAAGUACUGAAUUCUGCACCUGAGGUGGGUAACCCUGGCUGUGUGUAUAGACUGGGGGAUGAGAGGCUGGAGAGCACAAAGGGACCCGGGGGUCCUGGUUGAUGGCAAGUUGAACACAAGCCAGCAGUGCCCUGGCAGCCAGGAGGGCCAACCCUGUCCUGGGGGCAUCAGGCACAGCAUGGCCAGGUGGGCAAGGGAGGGGAUUGUCCUGCUGUGCUCUGGGCUGGGACCUCGGCCUCACCUCGAGUGCUGGGGUGCCACAGUGUAAGAAAUACUAUUGCUAUUAGACUAUUACUAAUGAACUAUUAGAAAGUGUCCAGAGGAGGGCCAUGAGGAUGGUGGAGGGGAAGCCAUAUGAGGAGCAACUCGUGGUGUGCUCAGCCUGCAGGAGACUGAGGCGAAACUCACUGCAGUUACUACUUCCUCAUGAGGGGAAGAGGAGGGGCCAGCACUGAUCUCUUUUCUGUGGUGACCAAUGACAGGGCCCAAAGGAAUGGCCUGAAGUUGCAUCAGGGGAUGUUUAGAUGGAAUAUCAGGAAAAGGUUCUUCAUCCAGGAGGUGGUCAGACACUGGAACAGGCUGCUCAGGGCAGUGGUCACAGCACCAAACCUGACAGAGUUCAAGAAGCCUUUGGACAAUGCUCUCAGGCACAUGGGGUGAUUCUUGGGGUGUCCCGUGCAGGGCCAGGAGUUGGACUUUGAUGACGUUGUGGGUCCCUUCCAACUCAGCAUAUUCUAUGAUGCUGUGAUUCUUACCUUACAAAUUAUCAGAA
Molecule: messenger RNA, 7798 nt
Organism: Pyrgilauda ruficollis (rufous-necked snowfinch)
Lineage: Eukaryota; Metazoa; Chordata; Aves; Passeriformes; Passeridae
Gene: BRAF
Product: B-Raf proto-oncogene, serine/threonine kinase
Exons: 19
Coding region: 174-2471 (765 amino acids)
Biological process (GO): signal transduction; protein phosphorylation
Cellular component (GO): plasma membrane; mitochondrion; cytosol
Molecular function (GO): ATP binding; protein kinase activity
Source: RefSeq, a predicted model, not a curated record